Molecule: messenger RNA, 3386 nt
Organism: Telopea speciosissima
Lineage: Eukaryota; Viridiplantae; Streptophyta; Magnoliopsida; Proteales; Proteaceae
Product: receptor-like protein kinase
Exons: 2
Coding region: 1-3363 (1120 amino acids)
Biological process (GO): protein phosphorylation
Molecular function (GO): protein kinase activity; receptor serine/threonine kinase binding; ATP binding
Source: RefSeq, a predicted model, not a curated record
AUGAAAGCAGUUUUCAAGUUUUUCUACUUGUUCAACUGUAUCAUUGCUUGUAUUUGUAUCUAUAGUGUCUCGGCUUUGAGUUCAGAUGGAGAAACUCUGUUUUCUCUCUUCAAGAACUUGUCAGUGCCUCUGUCGAUCAAAUCUAGCUGGAAAUCAUCCGAUUUCACUCCCUGUAACUGGAGAGGAAUAGGAUGUGACCCCAAGAACAAUGUGAUAUCUUUGAACAUGUCGAGUCUGGGGAUAUCUGGUACAUUGGGACCUGAGAUUGGCCGUCUGAGGUACCUCAGAACCAUUGAUUUUAGCAACAAUAAUCUCACUGGUUCACUUCCAGCAGAGUUGGGGAGUUGCAGAUAUCUUGAAUAUUUGAAACUUCAUUCAAAUAGUUUCACUGGGGAAAUACCAGGAAGCUGGGACAAUUUGAGGAAUUUGCGGGAAUUCUUCCUUUUUGAAAACUCACUUAGUGGAGAGAUACCUGAAUUCUUGUUCCAGUUUCCAAAUUUGGAAAUUGUAUACCUUACAGACAAUGAGUUCAAUGGUUCAAUCCCAUCAAAUGUAGGGAAUGCAACUGAACUUUUGUUCCUGUAUGUGGAUAAUAAUCAGUUAUCAGGGACUAUAACUCCCUCAAUUGGGAACUGCACUAAAUUGGAAGAGCUUUAUGUGAAUGUUAACCAAUUGGUUGGAGGUUUGCCUGAAAGUCUGAACAAUCUCGAGAACCUCGUUCACUUGUCUGUUCAUAAAAACAGUUUAAGUGGUAGGAUUCCUUUGGGAUCGGGGGGUUGCAAGAGAUUGAAAACCUUGAUUUUAUCUCACAAUCGAUUUAGUGGAGAAAUAAUCCCUUUGGGCUUGGGCAACUGCAGCGGCUUGACGACUUUUACUGCUGUGGACGAUGGCUUGACCGGGCAAAUUCCUGCUUCUCUUGGGUUAUUAACACAGCUUAGAAAUCUUUACCUUUCUGAGAACCAUUUGUCUGGAAAAAUACCACCUGACAUUGGGAACUGUAAAUCAUUGGAAGAGUUAUACUUGAAGCAAAACAAGCUUGAAGGAGAAAUUCCGACUGAAUUGGGGAUCUUGAAAAACUUAAGGCAGCUUCAUUUGUACACCAACCAUUUGACUGGGGAGAUUCCUACAAGUAUUUGGAGGAUAUCAACCCUUGAGGUUCUUCAUGUUUAUAACAACAAUUUGUUUGGAGAAUUACCUUUAGAGAUGACUGAGCUUCGAAACCUGAAAAAUGUUUCAUUGUUCAACAACAAGUUUUCUGGAGUCAUACCUUCAACCUUGGGGACAAACAGUAGCUUAUUGGAGUUGGAUUUCACUAACAACUCGUUUACUGGUGAAAUCCCACCAAACCUUUGCUUUGGGAAACAACUGGAGAUCUUGAAUAUGGGUCGCAAUCUACUUCACGGGAGCAUACCUGCAGAUGUUGGAAGCUGUUCAACCUUAAGAAGAUUGAUUCUUGAAGCCAACAAUCUCACUGGCUCUCUUCCCCCUUUUCUGAAAAACCCAAACCUCUCAUUCAUGGACAUCAGUGGAAAUAACUUAAAUGGGACAAUUCCUUCAAGCUUGGGCAAUUGCACAAAUCUCACAUCAAUUGACUUGUCUAGUAAUAAGUUGACAGGACCUAUACCAAAUGACCUAGGAAACCUUGUCAAUUUAGAGCGUUUGGAAUUAUCUCAUAACCACUUGCAAGGUCCAUUGUCCCUGCAGAUCUCAAAUUGUACCAAACUGUUUUAUCUGAAUUUGGGUUUCAACUCAUUGAAUGAUUCAAUUCCAUCAAGUCUGAGGAACUUGAAACAGUUAAAAAACUUGAUUCUUCUAGAGAAUUUAUUCACUGGGGGAAUUCCAAGUUUCUUGUCAGAAUUUGAUAAGCUUGAGGAGCUACAGAUUGGGGGAAAUCCACUGGGAGGAAAUAUUCCUCCAUCAAUUGGAAAACUACAGAACCUGCACAUUUCUUUGAAUCUCAGUGGUAAUGGAUUGACUGGUCAAAUUCCGUCAGAGAUGGGGAAGUUGACUAUGCUACAAAGAUUGGAUAUUUCUCACAACAAUCUGACUGAAAGUUUAGCCACACUGGAUCAACUACAAUCGCUAGUUGAGGUGAACGUCUCAUAUAAUCUCUUAACUGGUCCAAUACCAGACAUAUUGAUGAAAUUUCUAAAUCCCUCCCAAUCUUCAUUCUUGGGGAAUUCUGGCCUCUGUGUUCAUUGUCAUCCAAGUAGUGCUGCAACUUGUGGUGGUAACAUUUUAAGUCCAUGUCCUCAGCAUCAGUCAAGUGAUUGUAAGAAAGGCCCUGGUAAACUAAAGAUUUCAAUGAUAGCUCUUGGGUCGUCACUAUUCUGUGUUCUGGUGACUCUCUUGUUGAGCUAUGUGCUUUACAGGUGCGGUAGAGAAACACCGGUGUGCAGUAGAGAAACACCGGAUUUUAAAAUCUCUGCCCCUGAAGGUUCAACUGUGUCACUGAACAAGGUGAUGAAGGCGACUGAGAAUCUGAAUGAGAGAUUCAUUAUUGGUAGAGGAGCGCAUGGGACUGUUUACAAGGCAUCGUUGGGUCCAGAGAAGCACUAUGCUGUAAAGAAAUUCACAUUUGCAGGGCCGAAAGGAGCAAAGGAAAGCAUGAUUAGAGAAAUCAAGACUGUUGGGAUGAUCAGGCAUCGGAAUCUUGUGAAAUUUGAAGAGUUCUGGUUAGGAAAGAACUAUGGAUUGAUCAUGUACAAGUACUCAGAGAAUGGAAGCCUUCAUGAUGUAUUACAUGAACAAAAUCCAGCUCCAAUCCUCAAGUGGGAUGUCCGUUAUAGGAUAGCACUGGGAACAGCCCAAGGUUUGGCUUAUCUCCACGACGACUGUGAUCCUCCUAUUGUACACAGAGAUAUCAAACCAAACAACAUACUUUUGGACUCAGAUAUGGAGCCUCAUAUCUCUGAUUUUGGCAUCGCCAAGCUCAUGGAUUGCUCUUCCACUUUGAAUUCAUCCACUACAGUUGCAGGCACCAUUGGAUAUAUUGCACCAGAGACUGCAUAUGCAUUGGGAAAAAGGAAGGAAGCAGAUGUGUACAGCUAUGGUAUUGUCUUGCUUGAGUUAAUAACCCGGAAAAAGGCCUUGGAUACUUCAUUUUCUGAUGAGGUAGACUUGGUGAGUUGGGUUUGCUCAACCUGGGUUGACACAGAAUCCCUACAUGGAAUUGUUGAUCCUAGCCUUAUGGAAGAAUUCAUGGAUAUGGCCAUCAUGGAUGAAGUAAGUGAUGUACUAUUGGUGGCUUUGAAAUGUACAGAAAAGCAUCCAAGUGACAGACCUCCAAUCAGCAAUGUGGUGAAGCUGCUAAUAGAUGCAAGAGUUCGUGGCUGCCGUAAGAGCAAACACUGUAAUUCAUAGAUUCAACUAUCAUGGAAGUAGUU